UUUAAACAAAGACAGACAAUGGGGAUUUUGACAAUUUAGUGCGACUGAAAACCUCGUGUACUUUUGAUAACCUCAUAUCGGUUUCGAGCUGAUUCUCGUGUUUGCCGGCAAGUUUCUCGAAAGUUCUUCUUUACUUCCGCCAAUUAAACACAAAAAAUGUCUGGAGCUGCCAAACGCUUGAUUCCCCUCUUCGACCGUGUGCUCAUCAAAAAAGCCGAAAUGGUCACGAAAACCAAAGGCGGAAUUGUAAUUCCUGAGAAAGCACAAGCCAAAGUUUUGCAAGGGACUGUUGUGGCCGUAGGACCUGGUGCUCGGAAUAAUAAUGGAGAGACUGUUCCCUUGACUGUUAAAGUGGGAGAUAACGUACUACUUCCGGAAUAUGGGGGCACUAAAGUAGAACUUGAAGAAAAUCAAGAAUAUCAUCUUUUCAGGGAAUCAGAUAUUCUAGCCAAAUUGACGCAGUAAAACCGCCUUUUGUACUUUUUUUUUGUAAUUUCGUUACAUUCUCUAUGAGAAGUCUGCCGUAAAUUUAAGUUA
Molecule: messenger RNA, 537 nt
Organism: Tribolium castaneum (red flour beetle)
Lineage: Eukaryota; Metazoa; Arthropoda; Insecta; Coleoptera; Tenebrionidae
Exons: 3
Coding region: 157-465 (102 amino acids)
Cellular component (GO): mitochondrial matrix
Molecular function (GO): ATP binding; metal ion binding; protein folding chaperone
Source: RefSeq, a predicted model, not a curated record